This is a messenger RNA of Chenopodium quinoa (quinoa), 833 nucleotides long. RefSeq names its product homeobox-leucine zipper protein ATHB-4-like. The transcript has 3 exons. NCBI's taxonomy places the organism in Eukaryota, Viridiplantae, Streptophyta, Magnoliopsida, Caryophyllales, Amaranthaceae. Gene Ontology annotation, molecular function: DNA-binding transcription factor activity, RNA polymerase II-specific; sequence-specific DNA binding. Gene Ontology annotation, biological process: regulation of DNA-templated transcription. The record is from RefSeq and is a predicted model, not a curated record. Bases 93 to 833 code for a protein of 246 amino acids.
UUAAACGUUGAAUGUUAUGGUUAAAAUAAUCAUACAAGUAUUAUUGUUUUUUUUUUUUUUUUUUAAUUUUUACAGAUGAAAAAAACCCACAAAUGAACAAACUGAAUAAUACAUUGGCUAUGAUACCAAGGAUUAAUAAGGGGUUGGUUUUAAAACAACCUGUAGAAAUAAUAGAUUUGGAGGAAGAAGAUGAAAAAACAGGCAAAGUUGGCUCUCCAAAGAGCACCUUAUCAAGUGUCACCGGAAAAAGGUUUGGAGGAGACAGAGAGAUGAUCAGCGACGACGAAGAGGGUGGCAACCGAGGCGGUGGCGAAAGCUCUGGUGUUGAAAGGAAGAAGCUUAGGCUAUGCAAGGAGCAAGUCUUGGUGUUAGAACAAGCUUUCAGUGAACAUACCACCCUUAAUACAAAGCAAAAGGUGGCAUUGGCAACACAAGUGAAUCUUAGACCAAGGCAAGUGGAAGUUUGGUUUCAAAAUAGAAGAGCAAGGACAAAGUUUAAGCAAACAGAGUUGGAUUGUGAGCAACUAAAGAAGUAUUGUGAGACUUUAACUGAAGAGAAUAAGAGGCUACAAAAGGAGGUGCAUGAGCUAAGGGCUUUGAAAUUCUCUCCUGAAAAUUCUACGAUGGAUGCAAACCACCCUCCUACAACCCUCACAAUGUGCCCUUCAUGCAAAAAUGUGUCAUUCUCUUCUUCUUCCGCCACAACCAGAACUCCGGCUGUUGAAACAGGGCGCUCUCUGAUGGGUGUCUUCCACCAGCAUACACCGCUUAGCAUACAGAAGCUCUCAUUUACAAUUAACAACAAUCAAGUGAUCGAAUCCUCUAAGCCUUGA